AUGCCAUACGAACGAACCAAAGCGAGCACCAAACAGUCGAUUGAAGCAAAGGCACAGCACUAUGGGCCAAAGAGAGCUUUAUUUCAAGUGACGAAGGAGGCUGUUGGUGUCUUUGGUGUGGAUAGUACUGGAACUCUCCCACGUAAUGAAAAUCAAGUCAAGUACAUUAAGAAGAAACAGCAAGAGGCAGGACCAGCUAACAAGGAUCCACUUGCAUCUGUCAUGGAGCUACAAAAAACUACAUUUCGUGGUUUCAUACCUGAAAUCGUUUGCAACGACCUCCCAACGGUAAUGCUCUUCACAAAUCGUCAGCUGAACAAUAUCGUCAAGUUCUGCAGCCACAGAAGAAAACACCGUCCUCAAAGUGAAAGGAACAGAUCGCCAUCCAUGCUGUAUUGCCCCUGUCAUGAUUUGUCUUACAAAGGAAGAGACGACCUAUCUUUCCUUCAUCCACUGCUUCACUCGUGAGAUUCCAGGUUUAUCUGAACACCUUCAUGCCGCUGGAACCGACGGUGAACGUGCCCUCAUAAACACCCAUGGUGCCGGUUUUCAGCGUGCUGCACUAUUGCUGUGUUACAUUCAUAGUGAAAGAAAUGUUAGAGCCAGGGGAAGAAAAUUGGGUAUGUUAUCAGCACCUGUUGAACGCAUAUGUCAAGAUCUUUACCGAUAA
Messenger RNA from Pocillopora meandrina, 670 nucleotides. The record is from the annotation of a GenBank genome assembly. Lineage: Eukaryota; Metazoa; Cnidaria; Anthozoa; Scleractinia; Pocilloporidae.